GCAGCGGCGGUGCAGUGACGCGCAGCGAUUGGGUGAGAGAGGAGCUAAACUGAAUUGUACAGUAAAAAAAAGACAAGACGCCGACAUCAAAAACAACAGCUGCGGCCACAUGAGGCCAACUAAGGACACACUCGCACUUUUCGGGCGCAAGCUAUAAUGAUUUCGGAUGUCACGAUGGCUGCACACUUUACUAUUUCCGACAGCGAGUCAGAUCCAUCAGAGGAGCUGGAGGAAGGAGAAGGACAAAAUAACCAAUCGUCAUCUGUGCAAGAGCAGCAGCUUCUUCAACGCCACUCCCUUACCCUACCUGAGCUCCGACUGCCAGGGACUGGUCGAAUAAGGCUGAACUCAGAGUCCCACGCCUCAACCGUCUCCAGAGACGAGGAGCUCUGGCCAGACGAGGCUGGUACGCCCACUGACGGAGCUCCGUUCAGAGUACGGUCCAAGUCGGCGCCCCCCGCUUUGUGGGCAGCCAAGAAAUACGGCCGGCAGCUCCGAAGGAUGAGCGACGAGUUCGACAGCCUGCUAGACAAAGGGGAAAUGAAGAGGGUGAGGAGUGCUGGGACGGCCAAUCAGAUGCACCACUCUAGGAGCUGGUGGAGCUACCUCUUUAGUCACCAGGAGAUGGAGGGAGAGAACAAUCUCCACGAAAACCACACGCAACGCACUGAAUAGGCAACGAGAGAGGAAAUAAGAGUGACGCAGGGUUCAAGGAAUCGAUGGGGAUCAGAGGAAAGCAGUGGGGAAGCCAAGAGAACAUUGAGAAGAGAACAAAAAGACCUGCUCUGAGAAGGGACGGAUGAAAGGUUGGUUAGAACAAACAAAAAAAACACAAAAGGCAUGGCUAAGCGUCCCAUCCUAGUCAUGUCAUUUUUAUACGACAUUGGUAACUACAUAUAAAUAAACUUGUUUUGUAUUUGUGUUGGUUGUGAUGUUAAAGAUAUUGCUGAGCAGCACACUGUGAAAUGGUAAAGGUCAGUCAGACGUGAGGAUAGACUGUUGGCGAUCUGAACCCCAUAGAAUGGAUACAAUGAUGGGCCAAGAGAGGAGACAUGAUCUCUUGAACACAAAGAAAGAUAGAAAUGGAUCUGAGCGGUGACCACUUACUACUUCAGUUGUCUCUCCCAUCAACAUUAUGCAAUAUACUGUAGAUGGAGAGAUUCAUGCACUGAACUCAAAACACCUGACUUUAAGAGGGCCACUUUGAAUACUGAGAAUUUCCUUCCUCCACUGCAGUGGUGUGGCAAAAUAACCUGCAGGCAAGAGUAUAAAAGGGAAGGAUUUUUUAAUAUAUUCAACUAGGGGCCAUUAUCCAACUUCCUGUUCUACAACCUGCAAGCCAGUACCAUUUAAACGACCAUACUUGACUAUCAUUAACUGCUUUAUAUCUCAAAUUUAUCAAAAGAAGAACAAUCUUGUACAAGGACAAUCUCAGAUGAUACAGAAAUACUAUCUUUUGUAAAACUUCAGGGUUAGAUUAUAUCUGGAGAAAAUGACAUUAAACGUACAUAUUAAAGCACAAACCAAUAUGAAUCUAUCUUUUUCAAGUCUUGGAUGAGCAAAGAAAAAACAGACUUUGUAACUUUUAUGUGUAAAUAUGUUGUGAAUAUUUUAUCAAAUUUCAGGGGUGGGGGGUUAUGAGCGACGUGGUUGAGCCAGAAGUUUAUUUGACAAGUUCCUAUUUUACAAGGGGGCCAUGCUAUUUAAUAAGUUUGGCCAACCUAGCAAUAGGCAGUGUACAAUCCAUGGCUGUUGUGAUAAAUGUUGAUGUGCUUAUUUAAAGAUGUGGGUGGGGAUGAACUAACUGCUUUACGAGGAGCCAACACACUAGCCUUUGGCCUCAUUUAUUCAGUACCAGUGUGUAUAGAAGAUGGGUUUAGAGAGUCUAAGUCACAUUGAAACACAGGUGGAGAGGAUGUAAACUUGGCUUUUCCAAACUAUUUGUGAAGUUUGUUGAAUCAGUUGCCAGUCCUGUUGGGUUUAUAGAACAAUUAAAUACAAGUUAUUCACUCUGAUCUGCAUUGGGAUGUGAAUAAAAUGGAAUCUCAUUCUAUCAGGGUAGGAGUGCUGAUCUGAGGCUACAUUUGCUUUUUAUGUAUUAUAUUCAGGCUUUUUAAGACUACUCCGCACAUACUACACACAAUAUGGCAAUUGUGGGUGUUAUUCAUAUUAAUGAUAUCAAGCCACGAUCAGCACUUCUACACAGCUUGGUAAAUAUGAUGAGGCUAAUUGUGACUUGUUUAUCGAUAUGUGAUUAUUGAACAUGGUAAUAGGUUUGUUCUACUUAUGUCUUACUCUCUUCCUCUCGACUUGUAGGGUUGAGUUGUGAAGUGCUCGGGUGUGCAUGCUAAGGGGCUGCAUUUGUAUUGUCUUAAAAACUUUUCUCCUACCUUUUUUUAAAGCUUUUUCCUAAACUUGGUUAAGUUUUAACCAUUUUUUUUUAAUCAGAGCAUUCUAGACAAUCUCAAUGGCACCACCAUUUUUUAAGAUUCAUCGUUUGGUGUCAUGCAACCCUGACUCUGUAAGACAAAUUCACUGAAACAUUUUGGUAUCUGGUAUCAAGCUCCCGACUCAAUUAAUGCAGUUAGACUAUGCUGUUACAUUUAAGAAACAAAAGAAAAAGUGACUCCUCCACUUUAUGCUAUUGGAUUUCUCACACACACACUAAUAGGGAAAUUAGGAAUGAGUAAUAAAGUAAUUGGGCCCCAUGAGAAGUCACUGCUACUAGACCGUAGCUGUACUUUGACACAAGCAGUAAAGUUGAAUCAGUUGGCAAGAAUAUGUACAUGUUGUAGAGAGUUCGGGGCCAGAUAUGGAUAUGAAAUGUAAGAGUUUAAUAUUGUCAUGAACUGCCUUGAACAUGUUGUAACCUGUGAUGUGACGCCUCAUAACCAGCCUUGUCUGUUUACUCAAUUACCGCCUUAAACUUUACAGCUCGCUGUCACCUACUGCGCUAGAGAAAAAAAAAAGCACGAUAAUGUGGCGGUGCGUUCGCUGUCACAACUGUGAGAAAAAUAGUAUAAUGGCGAAUGUUGGAAAAGCCUUUUCAGAAGAAGUAAGGUUGUGAUUUUGAAACAUUUGUGGCAGUGAACACACCUCAGAGAGGAAACCUACCUGGGCACCUGGAGCUUUGCGACCAUCCUUGGUAUUACUUGAAUCUACAGAUGUGUGUGUGGAGAAAUUUGCAUUGUAAUAUUUCCUUUUUAUUUGUUGGAUUCCUUCUCAUUUUUUAAUGACUUUUGUAAAUUUUCUCUACAGCUUUUAAACUUCUUGUAUAUGCUGUCCUGAAUAAAUAAUUUUA
Molecule: messenger RNA, 3301 nt
Organism: Anoplopoma fimbria (sablefish)
Lineage: Eukaryota; Metazoa; Chordata; Actinopteri; Perciformes; Anoplopomatidae
Gene: badb
Product: BCL2 associated agonist of cell death b
Exons: 4
Coding region: 157-675 (172 amino acids)
Biological process (GO): apoptotic process
Source: RefSeq, a predicted model, not a curated record